Molecule: messenger RNA, 1611 nt
Organism: Pseudomassariella vexata
Lineage: Eukaryota; Fungi; Ascomycota; Sordariomycetes; Amphisphaeriales; Pseudomassariaceae
Product: S-adenosyl-L-methionine-dependent methyltransferase
Exons: 3
Molecular function (GO): methyltransferase activity
Source: RefSeq, a predicted model, not a curated record
GAUGAAUACAGAAUCCUUGGGAAAUGUUUUCUGCACGUUGUCUUUUUGUGUGAUUGCGGCCGUUAACAUGUCGGGGGAAAACAACGUCAAGUCAGCCUAUGACGGUAAUGCAAGCGAGGCUCCAGUAUCGCGUGGCUGGUCACAACAGCCGAGACUUGCACCCAAUGCACCAGAUCAAGAGCCGCAAUGGUCUUCAGACGCCUCAGGGUUGACAGGCCAGGACCACGUCCAAGGUCAAGACGACCAUGGAAAAGGCACUUCAGCACCCCAAAGCGAAGUUGCGCCGCAGUUAUCGCAGCAAGCCGCUUUGCACUUCGCGCAGUAUCCGGCCGAGCAGUUUGUCUCAGAGUUCGCAUUCAACCCCUGCGUCCAGCGACAGGAAACUCAACCGCCGCUGCCACUGCCAUCUCAGCUGUUAGGGAACCAGCCUAUUGGCCUAGCACAAAACCCUGAUAACCCGAUUCCUUACGACCCCCAAGCAGCACAAUGGAGUGUACAGGAGUUGAAUCCGUUUGUGCGGCAAUUCCAAGACCCGGAGUUGGAUCGCGAGUCGUCAGGAGUGUCUGUUUUCGAACCCAAUUCCGUCCUCGGGGAAUCAGGGCGAUUCUAUCACGGGUACAAGGAAGGGAGUUAUUUGCUACCGAACGACCCCGCCGAGCAAGAUCGCCUGGACUUCCAGCACGGUAUGAUGACUCUGCUGUGGGAUGGGCGACUGGUUUUAUCACCGCUGCCACGGGCGCCUAAGCUCGUCCUCGACGUCGCCACGGGAACAGGCAUCUGGGCUUUGGAGUGCGCCCGUGCGAAUCCCACGUCUUUCGUCAUUGGCACGGAUCUGAGCAAGAUCCAACCAGAUCCCGAUGUCCCGAACUGUUUGUUCGAACAGGAUGACUGUGAAGAGGACUGGCAUUGGACUCACAAGUUUGACUAUAUCCACAUUAGGAUGGUCGUUACGGCUAUCCGCAACCCCCAGAGACUCAUAAAACAAGCUUACAAGUUUUUGAACCCGGGAGGAUGGAUCGAGAUGCAAGAUGCGAGCAUGGAGUUACUAGGGGAUGACGGCGACGAAAGGGUGCAAACUUCACUUCUAAACAAAUGGUUCGAGCUCAGCGCCAAAGGGGCUGCGAUGAAUGGGUUCGAUCUACACAAGGCAAGGCAUUACAAGGACUGGCUUACCGACGCAGGAUUUUCUGUUGUCCAAGAAGAAAAGUUCAAAGUGCCAUGCGGCCCGUGGCCCGAGGAUGAAAAGGCGCGACAAGUUGGAAAAUGGAUGCAAGCCAACUACCUGCUUGGGCUCCGAGGAGUGAGCUACAACCUGCUUCGAAGUGCCGGGAUGCCACCAGACGAGAUAGAAGGCUUCAUCGCCGCCACGAAGGAAGAAGUCAAACAUGGCAAUAUUCGGGGAUAUACCCCUUGGUAUGCUGUCUAUGGAAGAAAACCGUUUGACGGGGAGGCAAAGACGGACGAGGCCUGAUUUGAACGAGGUUGUCAUGUGAUGUAAUGUUUCUUACAGAAUCGUACAGGGAACAGAGCUUUAUAAGACGAGAAAGACUUUUACGUAAAUAUAUUGAACGUGGAACAUAGUACCAUAGAUAUGAAAGAGCAUUCCGAUAA